Schistocerca gregaria is the source of this 2037-nucleotide messenger RNA. RefSeq lists its product as uncharacterized. Bases 22 to 1530 code for a protein of 502 amino acids. Lineage: Eukaryota; Metazoa; Arthropoda; Insecta; Orthoptera; Acrididae. Gene Ontology annotation, biological process: folic acid metabolic process; L-serine catabolic process; tetrahydrofolate interconversion. Gene Ontology annotation, molecular function: pyridoxal phosphate binding; serine binding; cobalt ion binding. Gene Ontology annotation, cellular component: cytoplasm. The transcript has 2 exons. The record is from RefSeq and is a predicted model, not a curated record.
UUCUGCGCCGCGAAGGGCGAAAUGCUUGCGCCGCUUUGUCUGCGCGCGCUGGAGAAGUCACGUCAAGUUGGCGCAUCCAAGGGCUUCGAGAGCAGAUUGAGUGCUUUUGAAGGAAGAGCCCAAAAAUAUGGCACGAGCGUGGAUUUUAGAACGCCGCUGAAAGACGCAGAUCCGGAAGUUUAUGCAAUCUUGGAAAAGGAAAAAAGUCGUCAGUUGAGCGGUCUUCCUAUGAUUGCCAGCGAAAAUUUCACAUCUCACGCAGUCAGACAAGCUGCUUCAUCUUAUUUGAUUCAUAAGUAUUCUGAGGGCUUACCUGGAGAGAGGUAUUACAGCGGAAAUGAGUUCAUCGACCAGAAUGAAAGGCUAUGCCAGCGUCGAGCACUCGAACUGUUUCGCCUGAAUCCAGACGAAUGGGCAGUCAACGUACAAGCAUUGAGUGGGUCUAUCGCGAACUUUGCCGUUUACAAUGGCCUUUUGGACCCGCACGACCGGAUCAUGGGAUUAGAGUUAUCUCAUGGAGGGCAUCUGACCCACGGACACCAAACGCCAGCCAGGCGAGUUUCAGCAUCUUCUAAAUACUUUGAGUGUACGCCUUAUCGAACCGUUGCUGAAACUGGAGAGAUCGAUUACCAAACGCUCGAAAAAACGGCUGCCUUAUUUCAUCCAAAAAUGAUCGUUGCUGGGUCGUCAUCUUAUCCACGCCUGUUUGAGUACGACCGAAUUCGCCAAAUUUGUGAUAGGCACCAAGCUUAUCUAUUUGCGGACAUAUCGCAUACCGCCGGACUUAUGGCCGCGCGACUCAUUCCAGAUCCGUUUCAAUUUGCACAUGUCGUCACCACAACCACGCAUAAAACUCUUCGGGGUCCUCGCGGUGCUAUUAUUUUCUGUCGAAAGAACCUCGAGCGGCGGAUCAAUUCGUCCGUAUUCCCUUCGAUACAGGGCGGACCUCACAACCACACCAUUGCCGCCAUUGGCGUCGCACUCAAAGAAGCCGCUACGAAAGAUUACCAAACGUACCAAAUCCAGGUUCAAAAAAACGCCCUGUCUAUUGCCCAAAAGCUGACUUCUCUCGGCUACUCACUCGUCUCUGGAGGAACGAGCACUCACUUAGUCGUCAUAGACCUUCGACCUCAACAUAUUGACGGCGCCAGGGUAGAAGCUGUUGCCGAAUCUGUCAAUAUUUAUACCAACAAGAACUUCAUUCCGAGCGACAAACCUGCGUCUCCCCCAUCUGGCCUGCGAAUUGGAACACCUGCUGUCACCAGCCUCGGUGCCAAAGAAGAACACAUGUUUGAAAUCGCCAAAUUCAUAGACCAAGCUGUCAAAAUUUCCUGCGAAAUUCAUCGAGAAUGCCUCUCUCUCAACCAACCACGCCUGUCCGAUUUUCGUCAACUUGUACACAAGAAUUUGAGCGACGGAAAAAGCAACCUCGUCUCGCUGAAAGAACAAGUAAGUCUGUUUUGCACCCGGCAACUCCGCCCCCGCACUCUUCACAUCCACCCCUGCCAAACUCAUGAGGCACUCGCGUAACGCCGCACUACGACUUUAAAAGACCUCAGAUAAUAUCUUAAAAAACCUCGCCACCUCCGCCAUACAUAGACCGAUAACCGAUAAAUGUCCUAAAAAAACAUAAUUUUAAUACUCUUGAUCUCUACCUUACGUUUUAUUCGCCUUUCUACCACAAGACAUGAAUCCCCUCCUUGGCGCGAUUCUAUUCGUCGUAUCCGUAGUAUCUCCUGUAGCCGCAUUUGAUGCUGGUGAUGGCAUCAUGCUUACGAUUGGCAUAAUUUUACUCAUCGUCGGGAUUCUCGCCCUUCUCGGCUAUAUCGCUCGCCAACGAAGCCCCUACUGAUCAUCAUCCACCUCCCGCAAUACCAUAUGAUUUUGGCAGCCUAGUUUUAUACCAGUAAACCCAUCUGCUAUCUCUUAAUGACCAACGCCCUUUCCUCCCUGUACAAACGCCAUUCACACAUGGAACACGCACACAAAGGCUUUUUUCGCCCUUGCUAAUAAAAAGCAAUUUUCAGACGGAGAAAG